This is a messenger RNA of Verticillium alfalfae VaMs.102, 1797 nucleotides long. Its product is annotated as eukaryotic translation initiation factor 3 subunit E. The coding region runs from base 1 to 1317 and encodes 438 amino acids. NCBI's taxonomy places the organism in Eukaryota, Fungi, Ascomycota, Sordariomycetes, Glomerellales, Plectosphaerellaceae. Gene Ontology annotation, cellular component: nucleus; eukaryotic translation initiation factor 3 complex; cytoplasm. Gene Ontology annotation, biological process: translational initiation. The record is from RefSeq and is a predicted model, not a curated record. Gene Ontology annotation, molecular function: translation initiation factor activity. The transcript is spliced from 2 exons.
AUGGAGGAUAUUUAUGCAGCCCUCGAUGGCGAGAACAUCCUUCCCAAGCUUGCCUCGCAGCUCAGCAGACAUUUGCUGUUUCCACUCGUCGAAUUCGAGGCAGGUAGAGCUGAGGACAACGGAAACGAGGAGAAGGCUAGGCAGAUCUUGAACGGCAAGCUCAAGCUGCUGCAGGACACCAACAUGGCUGACUACGUCGCCGAACUCUACAAAGAAGUGCACAAUGUGAACGAGGCGCCUGCCGAGUACGCCAAGAAGCGCAACGAUGUCAUUGCCCAGCUGGAGAAGUACGAGCAAGAGACGGCCCGCAUCUCGGAACUCCUGACACGCGAGGAUGUCGUGGGACAGCUGCGCAGCGACAAGGUGGCCAACUUGGAGUUCUUGAAAAAGGACCACGAGGUUACUAUUGAGAUGGUCGAUUCUUUGUACGACUUUGGUCAAUUUCAAUUCCGUUGCGGCAACUAUGGCGCUGCCGCAGACCUGCUCUAUCAGUUCCGAGUUCUCUCCACCGAUAACGACAAGGUGGCACAGGCGACAUGGGGAAAACUGGCAUCCGAGAUUCUAACGACGAACUGGGACUCGGCUGUUGAAGAGUUGAUGAAAGUCAAAGAGAGCAUCGACACAAAACUCUUCAGCAACCCCCGCGCUCAGCUUGAUCACCGCACCAUGCUAGUUCACUGGGCUCUCUUCCCCCUCUUUAACUCUGAAGCCGCGCGCGAGCCCAUUCUCGACCUCUUCUUCACUGCCCCUUUCAUCAACACAAUUCAAACGUCGUGUCCCUGGAUUCUGCGAUACCUGAUUGCCGCCGUUAUCACCGGUCGCUCCCGUAGCCGCAACUCGAGCCAGCACCAGAAGCAGAUGAAGGAUGUCGUCCGCUAUGUCCGGCAGGAAGCCUACGAGUACAGCGACCCUAUCACCGAAUUUAUCUCGGCUCUCUACAUUGCCCACGAUUUCAACGCCGCUCGCGAAGCCCUCGCUCGUGCGGAGGAGGUCUGCCGAGGUGACUUCUUCCUCGGCGCGACAGCGGAUGCCUUUGUCGACGCUGCGCGCCACCUCAUCUGCGAGAGCUAUUGCAAGAUCUUUAGCCGGAUGAACAUCCGCGACCUCUCUGCCAAGCUUGGCCUCAACCCCGAUGAUGGCGAGAAGUGGAUCGUCAAUCUCAUCCGCGAAACCCGCCUGGAUGCCAAGAUCGACUCGCGCGAGGGUACUGUCGUCAUGAACCACCCGCCUAACAACGUUUACCAACAGGUUAUCGAAAAGACGAAGGGUGGGUUCUUCCGGACGCAGGUACUCAACGCCGCUGUGUCCAAGUCGUGAACGAUGAUUUCUCCACUAGCAUCACAUCAUUACAAUGUGUGCCACGGGGCGCGCGCCGCUGUCACGAGACUACCAUUGUCGAGACUACCAUGUCGUGGAGCCCUCAGCCAGCGUGCGCGAGCAUACUUUCAUCCGGAUGCUCUAAAGCGGCGUCCGACAACAGGGCGAAUGACGAAUUAAAAGUGGAGGCAGCGGAGAAGGGAGGCAAGCCUAAAAUGACUUGCUUACAUCACAUGGCAUGGCGUUCGGGUACGAAAGGGACGGCGGGCGGAUGACGGUCAGGAUCAGUCACCUACAUGGGUAAGGUAAGGGCAUGCUGAGCAUAGAUGAUCAGUUCCCUGCCCAUUGGCUAGGUCGUUGCGCGUACGCGCGCAUGGCCAGGUACGUCUUAUCUCUCACUUGCCCCGCCGGCUUUUGUUUUGAGUUGUAGAAAUGGAAUGAUUUAAUACCAUGACAACGCGUCGUGCAAGGUGCGUUUGA